AUAAACUAUAUAUAUUAAACAUUAAUAUAAACGAAUCGUUACCAGCAAAUGAAAAUCGAUAUCUUAAUAUGAAUCGAUAUAAUAUAUUCGAUAUUUUGAUGUAAAGUAGUUUAACUUAAUUAUAAAUUAAUAAAAUGUGAUUGAUAUACUUCUCUAUAAAAGAAUGUUCAAGAUUGAUGCUGUAUUGAAAUUUAAAAAUUUUAAAAUAUUUCAUUUUCUUGAAAUAUUUUGUUAAACAUGUAGAGUUUUGUGCAAAUGGAAUUCAUUUCAUUAUUUGAUAUUUAAGCUACACAUUCUUAUAAAACAAUGGUUAUAAAUUGAAGAAAGAUUAUUUUACAUGGAUAAAAUAUAUUUGACUUAUUUUAUAUAUAUAUAUGUAUAAUAAUAAUAUAUAUUUUAAAUCUUAAUUUAUUGGAGAAAAAUUUAAAGUAAAUUUAAAAAUUAAUGAAAUGAUUAAUUAUUAAAUUUUAAUAGAAUAAUACAAUACAAUCAAUAUAAUAUUAAAUAAAAAUAUUAUUAUAUAAUAUAAUAGAAUGAAUGAACGAAAAAAGAUUUUUUGGUUUGCAAUUAUUAGUAGAAUAAUAGUUUUAAAUUUACAAUUUAUUUUUAAUUUUUUAUUUCCUGAUCAUAAUGCAGAUGCAUUUAAAAGUCCUAUUGAUAAUUCUGAACAAAUUUCAUCAUAUGAUAAUAUAAUUAUAUUUUUAUUUAAUGGUCUUACACGAUGGGAUGGUCAAUAUUUUUUACAUAUUGCAAAAUAUGGUUAUACAUAUGAAAACACUUUGGCUUUUUAUCCAUUAUAUCCUAUGUUAAUUCGAAUUAUUUCUAUUUUCAUAAAAAAAAUAUUUUUUAAAUUAAAUGUUCAUAGUUCUGUCCUUAUUGCAGCUGUAUUAAUUAAUAUUAUAUGUUUUGUAAAGUCUGCUGUUAUAUUUUAUGAUCUUAGUAAGAUAAUAUUAAAAACAACAAAUGUAGCUUAUAUAGCAGCAAUAUUAUAUUGUAUAAAUCCAGCUACUAUAUUCUUUUCAGCUGUUUAUUCAGAAUCUUUAUUUGCAUAUUUAACAUUUUCUAGUAUGUUAAGAUCUAUUAAAUUAGAUCCAUAUGUAUUAAUUCCAAUAGGUUUAUCCAUUCUUACAAGAUCAAAUGGUAUAGUUAAUGUUGGUUUUCCUAUAUAUUAUCAAUUGAAAAAAUUAUUUUAUAAUUAUAUGAUAAAAGAUAGAAAUGUUUCAUUUAAAAUAUUUUAUCAAUUUAUUCUUAAAAUAAUUAUUUUAAAGAAUUUUUGUUUAAUAUUUAAUACAAUUAUUAUAUCAAUAAUUCCAUUUCUUUUGUUACAAAUAUAUAAUUAUGUUAUGUUUUGUAUUCCUAAUCAAACAUUUAUUCCUGAUCAUAUUGUUAAUUUCAGUAUAAUAAAUAAUUUAGUAUUGCCUGGUAAUAAUAAUGAAUGGUGUUACUUUAAAGUUCCAUUUGCAUAUUCUUAUGUACAAAAAAAAUACUGGAAUAUAGGAUUUUUGAAUUAUUACGAAAUAAAACAAGUACCAAAUUUUAUUCUAGCAUUUCCAAUAUUAUAUAUCAUGAUUAAAUGUAUAAAAGAAUUUUUUUUUGAACACAAAAAGUAUUUUUAUACAUUAGGAUUUAUUAAAAAUAUUGAAAAUAAUAUAAAAACUGAAAAAAAACAAUAUCCAAUUAAAAUGUUAGUAUUUAUUAUUCAUGGUUUAUUUCUAACAAUUUUUUGUAUUCUAUUUGUACAUAUUCAAGUAAGUACUCGUUUAAUAAGUUCAGCAAGUCCAUUAAUAUAUUGGUAUUGUGCUUUAUCAAUAUAUAAUACAUUUGAUGAUAAUAAUGAUAAUAAUAUAUAUAAUAAUAAAGAAAAUACAUUUUCUAAGUGGAAUAUAUUUGUCUUAUUAAAAAAGAAAUAUACUUUAAGAGAAAAACUUAUAUUUUCUUAUUUCUUAGGAUAUACAAUCUUAGGAUGUUUCAUGUUUUCAAAUUUUUUGCCAUGGACAUAAUUUAUAUGUAUGCAUAUAUUAUAAAGAUUUUAUAGUUAAUAUACAAUUUUAUCAAUUUUUUUAAAUAUAAGUAUUUUAUAAUAUACGAUUGUAUAUAUAAAAAAUGUAACAUUAUUGUACAAAAAACAUUGUUCCAAUUAUAAUUUUAUAAUUUAAUAUAAAUUAUUGUAUUAUUAAAUAUAUAAUUAUUAUGAUUAUAUUUUAUUAAUUAUUAUAUUGUAAUUUUAAAAAUUUAAAAAAUAAAAAAUAUAAUUUAAAUAAUUUAUAUUAUGAGUUAUAAAAUAAAAUAAAUUUUAUAUAAAAAUUUGGAAUAAAAUUACUAAUUUAAUAUUAAGAAAUUUAUUUAAUAUGAGAUUUUUUGUGUUUAAGAAUCUCAAUUGGUGUCAAGUACAAUGUUUGUAGACAAUUAGGACAUUCAUAUGCUUGUGCAUUAGAUUUAUGUUUGAUAUUGUCACAAUGUUUUUUAAUAUCUUUUAUAUUUGUUUUAACGCAAGAAUAUUGGUGUUGUAAUUUUUCUAUGCUUGUUAAAAUUGCUUGCAUGUUACAAUUUUGACAAUGCCAUUCUGUUUUUAAAAUUUGUAUAGAAAGUUGUUCACUCCAUUCAGUUUCUCGUAUACUAAAAAGAAAAAUUAUAUUUUUAUUUUAUAAUAUAUAAUAUUGUGUUAUAUAUACUUUAAUAUAAAAAUAAAAUAUAUAUUAUUAUGUAACAUACCAAUUA
Messenger RNA from Apis cerana (Asiatic honeybee), 2718 nucleotides. RefSeq names its product phosphatidylinositol glycan anchor biosynthesis class V (gene PIG-V). Lineage: Eukaryota; Metazoa; Arthropoda; Insecta; Hymenoptera; Apidae. The record is from RefSeq and is a predicted model, not a curated record. Gene Ontology annotation, molecular function: alpha-1,6-mannosyltransferase activity; GPI mannosyltransferase activity. Gene Ontology annotation, cellular component: mannosyltransferase complex; endoplasmic reticulum membrane. Gene Ontology annotation, biological process: GPI anchor biosynthetic process.